CAGAUCUUCUGAGUCCCGUCCCGUGGACGGUACGGAGCCGCCGGUGGAAGCUACUGCGGAGGUUGUGCGCCUUGUGGUUGACGUGGCCGUCUGCGUUGUUGGAUUCUGUGACCGCCGGUUUGGCGGGUGGUGCUGGUUUGGUCCGUCCUUGAGAGACAUUCCAUUGGAGUUGCGGUGUGGAAACUAUAUACCUGUCACGGGUGUUUAGUGCCUUCCGAGUCGGUGGUCCUGUCUCGGGAAUACUUCAAGGUCUGGAGCAGUAUUGGAGUUUGGCACCGAUCGCCGAGGUUUGCUGGGCGGCGGCAGGUCUCCGCCGGCCAUGGUGAAGCGGCGCUGAGCCGGGGGCGCCCCUGAAGCCCCGGCAGCGGCCCCACGGCAAGGCUGGCCGAAGCGCCCCCCGGCGCCGGCCAGCUGGCCCCGGAGUCCCAAGGGGCCAGACCCAAGAUGGGCCGGGGCAGCAAGAAGUCCUCCUCUUCGACGGCAGCGGCGAGGGCCAAGAGGGCAGCGUCCCAGCCGCAGCGGAGCAAGCCCAGGGCCCCCCGAGGGUCCGCCAACUCUGGGGUGCUCAGCUCGCUGAACAUGGUGCAGCUGUCGCUGCUCAACAGCGGCCUCCUGCCUCUGCCGGACGAGGCGUCCGCCUUCAUCCCGACCAGGCCCAUCGAGCUGGCCAGGUUCCCCAAGCACAUCACCCUCUUCAAGAAGUACGAUGUCUUGCUCAAGACCGAGUUUCUGCUGGCGACGAAAGGCGAGGCCCACUGCAUGCGACACGCCAGCAAGCCGGCCAACGAUGCCAAGAACACGUACAAGAAACUGCUGCCCUACGACUACAACCGAGUGGUCCUGGACACCCUUCCCGACAUUCCCGACUCGGACUACGUGAACGCAACCCACAUCGACAGUAUUCUAAAGCCAAACGCCUACAUCGCAGCCCAAGGUCCCAACGAGGACACCAUCAGCGACUUCUGGCGGAUGGUAUGGGAAAAGAAGUGCUACGUCGUCGUCAUGCUCACCAAGGUGUUCGAUUUCAUACGGGUGAUGUGCUGCCAGUACUGGCCCAUGGAGCUGGACAAGCCGGAGAAGUACGGUCUAAUCGAGGUCACGCUCUUGUCCGAGGAUACCAUGGCCAACUUCGUGAUUCGGACGCUCCGGUUACGCAGGGGUGAGGAGGAGCGCGAUGUGUUCCAGCUGCACUUCACCAGCUGGGCCUCACACACGGAGCCUUUCACCAACGCCCUGCUGGACUUCCGGCGAAGGGUGCGGACCUUUACCGACCGGUGGUCGGCCAUAGGACCCACCGUCGUUCACUGCAGCGACGGUUGCGGCAGAACGGGAACCUACAUGUGCAUCGACGCCAAUCUGGAGCUGGCGGACGAAGACGGCGUCUACGACGUGUUCGGCUACACCAAGAAGCUCCGGGCGGCGCGCAAGGGCAUGGUCGAAACUGUGGAAGCGUACAAGUUCGUCUACGAGACGCUCAACGAGGCGUACGUGUGUGGGAAGACGUGGUUCCCGGUGUCGGAGUUGUCGGAGCAGCUCAAGUUCAAGUCGACCAAGAAUCCGGUCACCCGAGUGAACGAGUAUCAGAGGGAGUACGAGAAAAUCUGCAAGAUGUCCUCCAAGCUGUCGAUCGGCGACUGCGCCGGGGGACACCGACCAGAGAACAGGGAUAAGAAUCGGGACGUGGCCACCGUGCCCCCCGACAACUUUAGGCCCUACCUUACAUCGUUCCAGAGCAACGACAACACAGACUACAUCAACGCAGUCUUUGUGGAUGGCUACAGUCGGUCGAAGGAGUACAUCGUGACGGAGUGGCCCAUGGUGCGAACCGCCCAGGACCUGUGGUCUCUGGUCUACGACCACGACUGCAACUCCGUCAUUGUGCUGUGCAGCCCACCGGCGUCAAAUGCGUACCCUUCCUUCUGGCCGACGGAGAAGGAGAAGCGGAAGAAGUACGGGCCCGUGUUCACGGUGGACGUGGUGUCCUACAACCACUACCCGAAGAUCAAGACGUGGAUCUUCAGGAUAAACAAGAAGGUGGUGUCGCUGACGGAGCUGAUGGCCGGCGUGAAGGCGGAGCCCAAGACGACGCAGAUCUUCCAGAUCACCUGCUGGCCCGAGCGGCACAAGGUGCCCACGUCCACCAACUCGCUCGUCGAGCUCAUGAACAUGGUGGAGCGCUGGCGACAGAGGACCACCUACGGACCCGUGCUCGUCAUAUCCACGAACGGCAAGUGCCGAGCCGGCGUCUACUGUGCGGCCAACGUGGCGAUUGAACAAGUCGUAGAGCAUGGAGAGGUUGAUGUCUUCCAAGCUGUCAAAACCGUUCGUCGCCACCGACCGCAGCUUGUCGAAAACAUGACCGAAUACAAGUAUUGCUACGACCUUAUUCAGCACUAUGUGCUGCACUAUCUGAACAAGGAGUGAGUCCUCGCCUUUUGGAGGGAGUAACUUGCCGUGCUUUCAAAGUCCACAUUCCAGAAGAAAACAGUCACACAUAACACACGACCCUACCCCAACUCCCCGGGAAACCACGUCCUGCCAUGGUAACGACAUUAGCCAAAGCCUGUCUCCGAGAUCGUUCCGCGGUCCCAAGUUCACUUCCAAUGGUGACAAUUUCAUUUUCGGUUUCGUACCGGUUCGGUGCGUGCAGUGCAACGAGAAGCACGAAACCGCUGCGACGCAGGGUCACGCGGUAUAGCGUACGGCCAAUCACAGAAGACCUUCCGCAUGGUACCCCAAUGUGAGAAAACAUCACAGACUUCCUGCGAAAGCGGAUUGGUUGUAAAACUGCUUCAGCGCUAACAAGGCUCGAGAUGUGGUUGUAGUGUGUUAUCGAUUUUUCGAGUUCAGCUGUGCGAAUCGUUUGAUGCGACUGAUUAGCAGACUUUUUAAUGCUAUUUGAAUAAGUGACGGUGUCUCAAGGGUUGCCACAUGGUAUGGAAAGAUGAUCGAGUUGGAAAACAGCAGAUUAAGGGCUGCCCAAACAGGAUAUGUUUUCUGCAGUUCUUCCUCCGGUCCCAAUCCGCUGUAAAAACUUUUUUUUUUUUUUUUUUUUGCGAGAGGGGUUUUAAUUUGCUUUUGUCCUUGGGCAGAAGAGACUCGUAGCGUGCUAAUCACGCGGGUACGGGGAGCCCCUCACACGAUUUACUCGCUGUCGUCAAGGCCUUCGCUGUUGCUGUCAGUCCUCAAUCUACCGAAGCAGGAAAGGGGAGGAAACAACAGCGAAAAGGCAAGGAGGAAAGCCGUGCUGUUUACGUGGUUGAUGUCCCCAAUGAAAAAAGACACGCGCGCCGUAACUUUCGCGUUUUUUUUUUUUUUUUAGAAGCGUGCGUACGUUUUUUGCCGUGCACAGUGUUUGCUGUGUCCUGUUUGGACAGCACUUGACGCUCGCUUAGGAAAGUGUUA
Molecule: messenger RNA, 3405 nt
Organism: Ixodes scapularis (black-legged tick)
Lineage: Eukaryota; Metazoa; Arthropoda; Arachnida; Ixodida; Ixodidae
Gene: Ptp36E
Product: receptor-type tyrosine-protein phosphatase kappa
Exons: 17
Coding region: 445-2424 (659 amino acids)
Biological process (GO): protein dephosphorylation
Molecular function (GO): protein tyrosine phosphatase activity
Source: RefSeq, a predicted model, not a curated record